GUCAAUAUUCAACUUCCCCACAAAGGCAGAUUAGUUGUGAUUUCUCAAAGGCGGAAGGAAUCACCCCAAACUGUUCAGGAGUUUCUACUGCAUUUGUCAGCAGGGGUCUUCGAAUACCUGGCUGGCUGGCGCAAUCUACAUUCACGCAGGGGAACGAAAAGCGAUUGACUCAAACACGAAAUGGUGGAAGAUCUCAUGGCCAGCAGCCCUGCUCCAUUGCCUACUUACAGCUUUUUCUGAGUGCAGAUGGUUUUGACAGUUUGGUUUGGUCGCUCGCCUCUGCUUUUUCCUCCAACCACCACCUGAGCAGAAACGCGAAUCGUUUGCAGACACUCGGAGAUUAAGAAAGUUGCAGAGGCUGCAGGGUUCUUUCCCGAUGAGAUGAGCUGGACCCGAGGUUCCCUGAUGGCUGUGCUCUCCAGCUGCUGGCUGCAAGCUUUACUACAAACAGCGGCCGCUGCAGCAAUGCCCAGAGUGGUCAAAGGGAGAGUUAAUAGCAGCAUAUUCCUGGAAGUGUCAUUCGCCAAUAUCACUGACCAGGUCGACACGGUAGAGUGGAAGUAUGUGAGCCCCAAUACCCGACGCUCUAUCGUCCAGUUAAUGUCAGAGGAAGAGAAAUGGAACACCCAUUGGUUCAGCGGCUACUCACAGCGGGCACGAAUCUACCCGAACCAUUCCCUCUCCAUCCAGAAUGUGACUCUGAAUGAUUCCGGGACAUAUUCCUGCACAGUGACAGAUUGGAAUGGAGACGAGUUCACCGAGGACGUUGUCGUGACCGUGAUCGGUGAAAUACAGAUAUAUAACGGUUGGAACACAACUGGAGUCUUUAACCUGACUUUCAUGAAAGCUAAUGAAACCAAUGAUUACAAGGUUUUUGAAAAUUAUGGUUUGAUAGCUGCCUUAUCUGGAACAGGAGCAUUAAUCAUCAUAGCUAUUUUCACAUGGGCUGUUGUGGGACAUUGCAGGAGAAGGUCAAGAAGGCAAGGUAAAACAACGAAGGAUAAACAAUCUCAUAAAGAUAGAAACAAUGAAAGUGAUGACAUCUAUGAAAACAUGGGCAGGGUACCACAAUAAAUGUGGUCGUAGACACAAGACAUUUAAAAACUGUCAUGACCUCAGUUGUGCCAAAGUGAUCAAUUAUUUUGUCCCCUUGAUCAAUAGAGGAACACAAAUUUUUAAUGUUUUUCUAAAUACUCCUGCUGUAACUCUGGUGAGAAUGUGGGUAAGCCUACAAACUAAGUUGAUAGUACGAGCGGUGCCAUAUAUCAGGAAUUCAGGUAGCCCUGAUUUGGUGUGAAGCUUCUGUCUUAUGUGAAUAAAGACACUGGCACAGAGACAGUGAGCACUCCACUCACUUGUUCUUGUAACUCUGGCCUCUGAGAAACAUAGUCUCUCUUUGGAAGCCAGGGUGCCAAGAAGAUUGGGGCAUGUGAUUUUUGACGUAUUUAAAUGCCUUUUUUGGGAGGGAAAACAGCUCAGGCACCAAGGUUUCAAUUUCCAGUCCCUUCCAAUAGCCUGAUAUGUAUUCCUGGAGGUACUUGUUUCGACUUUAUAGUUGAUGCAUCUUUGCAGUGACUCCUUACAAUGCAACAGCAUCUGGGUCAGAGAAGCAGCAGUGAACUUCCUCCUGGCAUAAUUGUCAAUAAUGCCGAUUGAUCAUUUCAGCAUUUAAACAUGCAAUUUGGCCUCCAGUUUUAUAUGUUGUCCAGAUGUAUUUGAACUGGUUCCUUUGUUGUUUUAUUAACCAUUGAGAAAAGAAAACUUGAAUCAUAGAAUUCGGCAGUAUGGAAGGAAGAGUCCAUCAUGCAUCUGCUCAUCUACUCAAAGAGGAUCCACUCGCUUGCUCUCUUCCCAUAUCCUAGUACUUCCUCUUAAAAGAUAAUGUACACCUAGUUCCUGAUAUUAGUAGAAUACCUAACAAUUCUCCAUUGAAAAUCCUAAUCUUCAGACUUUUGAACACCUGUUCAAGUCCCUCUUUAUCUUUCUUCCACUAAUUAGAAAAGCCCAGUUUCUCAAACCUUGUAUUACUUUGUUACCUGAAUGAACCUUCUUGGAAUGGAAAUUGGAGACAAUAUUCUGUAGCCUAACCAAUGAUUCAGGUAGUGAUACCUCUUUGUUUAUGUACUAUGUUUGAAAUUGCAAAACCUGAGAUACCAAAUGUUUGUUUGAUGAUAAAAUGGCCAAUUUGAUCUUCCAUUUUAAAUGAUCUGUAUAACUGUUCAUUUAGCAUUAAUGUUUUAGCAUUUAUUUUCUUUUUUGUCAUUUUCUAUGUUUAUAAUUCACCUUUUUUCUUCAAAAAUGUAUCACUUUAUAUUUUGCCCUCUUAUAUUUCAUGCAACCUGUCUCUGGACAAUUUAAAAAUCAUUAGCCUUUGAAAUUACAAACAUUGCAAAUUUUCUCAGAAUGGCUCACACUUCACUCAAAAUGUGCCAAAACCCUACACUGUACUUAACCAGGUGUCAAGACCCUGACCCCUGGCUAAAAGGUUGGGGAGAUCUUGUUCACAAACUUGCCAGCCACACCAAAUAAUUUAACACUGGAAGACAUCUGUCCAUGUGUGGAGGUGUAGUCCAGCCUCAGAGAUCUCUUGGCAAUUGGAUGACGAGCAGCACCAAGACCCAGAAGCAGUGGGUGGGCGUGGUGUUCACUCUUAGGACCACAGCAAGUCCUAACAAAGAGGAGCCCAGACUUAGAGGUAAGCCCAGAGUAAUUUUGAGGCCAGGUGGCAGAUGCCUUGAAGGGAAUGAGAACAGGGUUUGAAAGUCCAGGGAAGUGGGCGAGGAGAGAAUUAUGAACUUCGGGUGUUGGGUGAGGGGUUCUGUCGUGCCUUUAAUGGGCUCAAUGAUGGGGACCCACUAACUAGGUUCAGCUCCCUCCCAUCUUUGCCUCACACCAACCCACACAGUGCUGGGGAAUUCCAAUGUGGACACUACCCCUGUCACAGGUAAUAAAUGAGAGUGCCUUCCCCACCUCAUGAGUCCUCCAUGGUGAGUGGCUCUCCAAUAUCCAUUCCACCUUUCAUUAACUUUCACACAGGUCAGAGGCAAGCGGACAGAUGGUGCAAAAGCCAAACUGUGAAUUUUACAUACUACCCAACUUCAAAUUUUCCAAUAGGAAAGUGUAUAAUCUAAACCCUAACCUUGUGUUUAAAUAGACAUGCCAGUGCAAUUAUAACAGCAGAGCAAGACCAAUAUUGAGGAAAUUCCCAUCGAUAUUUCAGUUGCUCCCUAUUUACUUUGCUUUUGUAAAUUUCUAAACUGUGUUCUAAUGUUAAAGUAUCGACAUAGAUUUUUUAGUAACUGGGGACAAAAUGUCAGAUUAACAAAAAAAAUGAAGACAGUGUUCUUAUAAAGCAUUGUUAGGGAAUGAACAUUACUCUUCUUUAAGCAAAUCCUUAAUUUGCUGUUCUUUUUGUCAAAUUAAUAAUGCAGCAUUUCAGUUUUCCCUGUUCCUGAGAAUCUUUCCUGCUGUUUUAAUUCUUAAGUACUACAACAAAGAUGUAUAUUUGCUUGUAUUCAAGAUUUAACUUACUGUUUCUAACAUUACAAAAUGUGUGCACUGAAAUUAGCUUUAAAUGCUACUUAAUCUGUCCUGUUCAAUCCUUUCCAGAUGGGUGUAAUUCAUAGAUGGCUAGGUUAUAUGUAACAGGCCGCAUGCAAGGUCGAGUCUGAGAUAAUAAUGUUGAUUAAUCGAUGAUGUUCAGUUUUUUUGAUGAGAAGACAAGACUGAUGAUCCAGAAUGACAAUUAUAACUUCUCAAACACAGAAUUAUCCUAAAAGUUUACACCGAGUAUUCUGACUGUAGAAUGUGAAUGAAUCUCACAGACAAUUAACGGUCUGGGUGUGUGUUUUUUUAAGUGACUAGAAACUUGUCAAAGGUGAUUGAGUGAGAAUGGUUUUGUAGGAAACAGACACCGACCUAUGGACAAUCAUUAGCAAGCAAGUGUGUGGCAUCUUUAUUGUUUAUAUAAUCAAAUAGAAGAGGGGAAUAUAUAUCUUUGCUAAACUGUAUAAUAUUUGUUUAUUUUUCUUGUGUAAAUAAAAGUCAUUAUUGGUUCAA
This is a messenger RNA of Chiloscyllium plagiosum (whitespotted bambooshark), 4059 nucleotides long. RefSeq lists its product as uncharacterized. The record is from RefSeq and is a predicted model, not a curated record. Gene Ontology annotation, cellular component: membrane. Lineage: Eukaryota; Metazoa; Chordata; Chondrichthyes; Orectolobiformes; Hemiscylliidae.